Messenger RNA from Volvox carteri f. nagariensis, 4986 nucleotides. RefSeq lists its product as uncharacterized. Gene Ontology annotation, biological process: microtubule cytoskeleton organization; protein polyglutamylation. Gene Ontology annotation, cellular component: cilium. Bases 1 to 4386 code for a protein of 1461 amino acids. The record is from RefSeq and is a predicted model, not a curated record. The transcript has 11 exons. NCBI's taxonomy places the organism in Eukaryota, Viridiplantae, Chlorophyta, Chlorophyceae, Chlamydomonadales, Volvocaceae. Gene Ontology annotation, molecular function: tubulin-glutamic acid ligase activity; tubulin binding.
AUGCCUCAGGCGCAAUGGGUACUAGACGCGGCUUACACCGCUGGCAAUGGCCAAUCUUCAUUCAGUGGUCCACCAUCUCCACAAAGACUUAGACGCGGGAACGGCGUCCUGCACCUGGACCUGCGAGGCGUACCUGCGGGCCCGGGAACGAGCUCCCCCGCUCAGCCCGCAAGCUCAGGAGUGCAAUGGAAGCCACCGAACAGCUACAAGCCACCCGGACCUGCGGACAGCCACGCGGCUUGCGUGCAUCAGCCCUAUUCCGCGCUCCUGCUCUCAGUGCUGAACGGGGGGAACAACUCCGCAGCGAGCGCCUCGCCAGGGGCUCGCGCAAGCGGCCCAGCAGCUAGCAAUGCCAUGACCGUGCUCUCCCCCGGCUGCACCCGCGGCCCCGUGCAGCCAUCCUGUGAUCCGAUGGUGGGGGGUCCCCCGCAACCAGGGGGUCAACGCCCCCCCCACAUUCGCCCAGCUGCUCCUGGGGGCUUCACGGUGGCUCGUGCGACCGCUGGCCAGGCCGCCGUACAAGGCGCCGCCGCUUCCUUGUCCGCCGGCGGCGCCGUCGGGACAUCCGCGACAGCGCGGCCUAAUCCGUACAAUCCAUUGCUACCCCGGCAAGGCGCAAGGUCUGCCGGACGACGGGGCCCCUCGACGGGGCCCACGCUGCCGGAGCCGCCAUACACGAGUACGAAUGGUCAAGGCAGCAGGCCGCCGUCACGGGGCUCCGCGAGGCAGCGGCAGGACGCCUCGAACGAUAACAUGCCGUACGCGCCGUACUCUGCUGCGUCACGUGGCGCAACCGACGCCAUGUCUCUCCGCGCUCGUUCGAUGGCCAGCACAGCCGCAUCGCUACUGCAAAGGCCAAACGGUGUUGCAGGCUCGAGCGCGACGGCGGCGACGGCGACGGCAGCAGGUGUCUCGAUGCACGGCUGCCAUCCCGAAGACCUCAUGCAGCCGAUGACGGCGGCGAUGGAGGCAGCAGCGGCUGCGGCGAUCAGGGCGGUGGCGAAAGCGGUGCAAUCGCCAAACUCGACACGGACGCACGGCUCAGGUGCCGGCGGCGGCGGCGGCGGCGGCAGUGCAAGCAGCAGCGGUGGUGGCAGCGGCGGAGCCCGCGGCCCUGACCUUGGAGCAGGGCCCGCCGGGGCCCCUCGCAGCCACUUCGAAGUCCCUCUUGACCGCAGCGGCAGCGGCGGCGGCGGCGGCGGGAUCUGUUCUCGCGGCGAGUCAGUCGACCUAAGGUCUCCAUCACCCCAGGGUAAACGUCGUGACGGGAUGUACGGCGAGUCGCCAUCGCAGCCGCCGCCAAUGCCAGUGAGCAUGCAAACCGCGCUCGCGGUUCUAAGUACUGGCGCGGCCGCGGGUACGGCAGCGCCGCCGCCAGCUGGCGCUGGCCGCGACGCCGCCGCCGCAGCGACGUCACGGCUGCAGGCCGUUGUUCUACAACCGACGGCGCCGCCAGCUACCUCCUCAUCCGCUUCAUCAUGUGGACUUCCGGCGCGAGUAUACUCUCCCGUACCACGGCAUAUCGUACGAUCGUCCGCCAGCGGUACGGACGAUUCUGCGUUGGAUUUUUUUGGCAUGUACGAGGGUGACGUGUUAAGCGUGGAGGAGGGGGGUGGCGACGAUGAGGACGAUGAUGAGGAGGAGGGUGGCGAGGACGACGUGAGGGUGGCGGCGGGGCGGCCCGGCAGGUACGGACAAAGAUACGACGAGGCCGGCGGCGGGCGUCUGGACGACGCAGAGCUUCGGCCUUGGCGUGUUGGGUCAGGACGCGGAGUACGGAGUACAGCAAAUGUGCAUGCAGUACGGGCAGCGGCGGCGGCAACGGUGGUGGGGCAGAAGGGGCGGGCGACUCCGACACCGCCGCACCGGCAGCAGCAACAGCGUCCCGUGCCAUGGCCGCUGCAGCGGCCUCCUAGCGGCCGACCGCCAGCGGCGCCGCCGCCGCCAGGCGGCGGCGGCGCCGCCGCCGCACUGCGACGUCGCAGCAGCUUUGAUGCCUCCUCCAUAGCGGCGGCGGCGACAAGCUUGUACGGCAGAAUCAGCGAUGGCUUGAGGGAGAACUCCGCGUCAGAGGCCGGGUCGCGGCCCGGUACAGCAUCGUCCGCUUGGUCGGCGUACGACAUGCUCCUUUCACCGGAUCUAAAGCCGCCGCCGGGCCGCGGCCAAAGCCUGGACAACAUGCCAGCAGCUGGGGACGGCGGCGCUCAGGUGAUGGGCGGCGCCUCUGAAGAGGUGACGGCAGCGGCGGGGCAUCGCCGCGCCGCCAGCAAUCCCCGCGAUGCGACGAGGCUUGAAUGCCGCAGUAGCGGCGGUAAAGUUCCUGGGCCGCGCUUGAGCCGGAGCAGUAGCAGUGCCAGCUGCUACCGGGCUGCAGGCAGAAGCGGCGGCGGCGGCAGCAGCGCAACGGAAAGGACCGCCGUACAGGCCCUGGCCCUCCUUGCGACACUGGCACUGACAUCCCCGCCAUCUCCUGGCGGCGCGUCGUUCAUUUCCGGUGCUUGCGGCGCCACAGCCCCCACCGCCACCGCCGCCGCCGCCGCCGCCGCCGGCCGCAAGCGUGCCGGUGCAUCAACAGGCCGUGGCCGCAAGACUGGCGGCGGCUCCGCCACCCCACACCGGCCGCUGCAUCCUGCCGUCCUAGCCUUGGCGGAGAUGACCGCUGCGCCGUACGACCCCCAGCAGCGUUCGGACGAAAUUCCGACCGAUGAAAAGGGCCGCGCGUUUCCGUACAUUCAGCCGCCCGCUUUCCCCGGCACGUGCCCCACCAUCGCUUUCGUGAAGUCGGCGGCGGAAAAGCACGCCCGCGGGCUACAGCCGCUGCUGAGCCCCACGCUGUACGUCAAGUACGGCGGCGUGGCCAACACGCCCGUACGUACGGCAUUCCGGGAGGCGGGGUUACGGCCGACACGCAAGGGCAAGCGGUGGAUCGUACAAUGGGGGGGUAUUCUAGAUGCUCCGGCGCUGGCCAAGUUACACAGCUUUCAGAGGGUCAACCAUUUUCCCGGCACGUGGGAGUUAGGCCACAAGGGACACCUGUACCGCAAUGUGUAUAACGCCCGCCGCCGUGCACGUGGCCCAGCCGCCGAGGCCUUUGACAUCGUCCCCCGGUUUUACAUCAUGCCACGCGACUACGAAGAGUUCAAGGCUGACGUGGAACGGUUUCCGGACCGGUUGUACAUCCAAAAGCCAACGAACUCGUCGCGGGGUCGCGGUAUUCGGAUGGUCACCCGGCCUGAUGCCAUAUCACGCGAUGCCAAGGACAUGCUCGUACAGCAUUACAUCGCUAACCCCCUGCUACUUAACGGGUUCAAGUUCGACAUGCGUGUGUAUGCGGCCGCCACGUGUCUCGACCCCCUGCGGCUGUACGUCUUCCCGGACGGGCUUGCACGACUCGCUACGGAGCCGUACUCCGCGGACAAGGCCGAUUUGACCAAACGCUGCGUGCACCUCACCAACUACUCGGUCAAUAAAAAGUCCGCCAAGUUCGUUAAAACACAAGCGCUACUGCCGCAACCCCACCAACCGCCUCAACCACAACCAGAACAACAAGAACCGGCGGUGUGUGAUAUCGUGGCGGCGGCCGUGAUAGCCGCGGAGCCGAGGAUGAACACCGAGUUUAAAAUGAAGGUACCGCACCGCAACAACUGCUUUGAGGUGUGGGGUUUCGACAUCAUGCUAACGGAUGUUUUCCGUGCCUGGCUCAUCGAGGCCAACACCUGCCCCUCCCUGGCGGCUGACAGCGGACUGGAUAUGAGGGUCAAGUGCUCCAUGGUUUCGGAGCUCAUGCACCUUAUUGGGCCUGUGCCGUAUGACGUGGAGGUAUACGAGAAAGCAGCGGAGGCGAAGCGCCAGGCGCGUCUGACGGGGCUUCCGAUAGCGGCAACCAACCCCACGGCACGCAGUACGGCCGCUGGCGGCGCCGCCGCCGCCGCUGCUGACGAGGAAGCUCCUCCAACUCCCAACAGCCUGCUGGGCGCACAGCCUUCCUUUGGGCAGUCAACCUCAGCUGCCAGCGGCGGCGGCGGCGGCGGCGGCGGCGGUGGUCCUGGCAGCAAUGCGGUGGUGCAACCUAAAUCUCUGCAUGAGCUAGAUUCCAUUGACUUCACCGCUCUAAACCCGGCGGAGCUUCCUGAGGUUGUGUUGGAGGCGGAGGCGGAGAUGGCUAGGAAGGGUAGCUGGGAACGUGUUUUUCCAUGUGAAGAGGACCCCGCCAGGUACCUCAACCUUUUCGAGACGCCUCGCCUAAACAACAUAAUGCUGUGCAAGUAUUACGCGCAAACCAGCGGCAACGGGGGAGCUGGUGCCGGUGGUGCUGUUGGUGGUAUGGCUAGUGCGGAUCCUGUUUUUAAUGUUGAUGUUGAUGAUGUGGUGAUGAUCACGAAUUAAGAAGAGAACGGCGUGUGUUUCACCCUCCCUCCCCCUCCCCCUCUUUGAGAGCUCGGGGGGGGAGGGGGCCUCAAAUCAAUGAGGGGAUUGCACACGGAUUCUCAUGGCGGCCUGGGCAUGAGAGGAAGCGGAGGGAAGGGAGGAGUGUGAACGUACGUACAUAUGUAUGUUUAUUCAUCUGCGAUUGUGCGUCUCUUGUAUGUUUGAGGAGGUGGUCUAGUCAUGCUUAGUAGUGGUGUGAGAGCGUCUGAGAGGUGCUUUGGUGAGAAGACGAGGGGGAGGAAAGGGUUGCUGCGUGGGGUGUACGGCUGGCAUGGAGUGCAUGGUUAACUGUAUUUUAACCAACGUGUUCCGUUUAGUGUGCGGUCCGGCUACCUGCGUGUGCGGUAAGGGUGUGCCUGCGUGCAUGCUUCUAAACUUUUUCGUGUUGAAUUGGUUCGCAGGGAUGUCCCAGGUCUUUUGGCUGUGGUGUCUUCAUCUGUUGCGUGUGCUAACGAGUAUAAAUGGUUAUCUUUGUAUUGAUGUUUUGUCUUCUGUGUACGCAACUAUGCUGGCUCCUAAAAGCAUCUCUCGCACAUGUCGCCGGUUGUGUACGGUACU